Scophthalmus maximus (turbot) is the source of this 2266-nucleotide messenger RNA. RefSeq names its product GH3 domain containing (gene ghdc). The coding region runs from base 148 to 2043 and encodes 631 amino acids. NCBI's taxonomy places the organism in Eukaryota, Metazoa, Chordata, Actinopteri, Pleuronectiformes, Scophthalmidae. The record is from RefSeq and is a predicted model, not a curated record. The transcript has 11 exons. Gene Ontology annotation, cellular component: cytoplasm. Gene Ontology annotation, molecular function: acid-amino acid ligase activity.
GUGAUCCAAACACGGAAGUAGCUCAAACGACUGCUGCGAAGGCAAAAAGUUUGGGCUCUUCGUUAGACGUAGAAGAUGUAGCCUGACGCGUAAUAUCACACGUCAACGGUUAAAACAACGGAACAAGUUGUUGACACGAUUCUCUUGAUGGCUGCCUCUUGGUUUCGUGUCGCCGUGCCGCUGUGUUUUGCGGUCUUAUCGGUCGCUGCCGCCAUCGUUGCACAGACGCACGCGAUGCCCGUGCGCCUGCUGCCCGCCGCCUUCGGGGCCUGCUCCCUGGCCGGGGCGAUCCUCGUGUGGAGGGACGUCCGCUCCAAGAUGAGGGGGGACACGCGGACGCUGGGCGGCCUGCUCGGCCAGUACGCGGCGGUGAAGGCCGUGGGCUGGCUCGGCCGGCGGCAGAGGGCGAGGCUCGAGGCGGACACCCGCGACGUGAAGCGGGUGCAGGAGGAGACGCUGCUGAGGCGCCUGCGCCGCGACGCCGACACGAGCUACGGGAGACGGCUCGACUUCUGCUCCAUGAAAGACAGCGUCAGCUUUCGGGCCCGUCACCCCAUCACCACGUACGAGCACUACAGAGAGCUCAUCCAACGCAUCGCUGCAGGAGAGGAGAAGCUGAUCAUUGCCGAGAAGCCCCUGAUCCUGGCCAUGACCUCCGGGACAUCAGGAUCCAGCGCCAUGCUACUCAGCACCAAAGACACCAACACCGAGUUCUUCCUGCAGGGAGUGACAGUGUGUUUGGAUGCCAUGCGCCAGGCAUUCCCUGCAACUGACAGCCUGCAGCGCACAACCAAGUUCUUCUACACACCUACCUUUCGCCAGUCAGAGGCCGGCAUUCGCAUUGGACCAAACUCCUCCACGCCCGCCUCCUCACGCCACAUGCUGAACCUCUAUACAACCCCAGCACCCGCCUUUGAGGUUCUCAAUGAAAAGGAUACCCUCUACCUGCACCUCCUGUUUGCUCUGAAGGAUCGGAGUGUGGGAAUGCUGGAGUCCAACUUUGCAUCCACAGUUUUCUAUGCUUUCAGUGCCCUUCAGGAACGUUGGCAGGAGCUCGUGGGGGACAUUGAGCAAGGGAAGGUGAGCAGCGCUCUGAAUCUGGAGCCCAGUGUGAGGGUCAGCCUCGAAGCUCUGAUGAAGCCAGACCCAGAGAGAGCCGCUCAGCUGCGGGCCCACUUCCAGGACGGCUUCAAGGGGAUCGCCAAGCGGCUGUGGCCUCACCUCCACCUGGUGCUGGCGGUGGACUCGGGCUCGAACCAGAUCUACGGGGAAAUGCUGAGGGAGAAUUACUGCCAGGGUGUGCCUUUCUACUCACCCUUUUAUGCUGCUACUGAAGGUCUGAUAGGGGUGAACCUGUGGCCCCAAGAGCCUAACAGACGCUAUCUGCUGUGUCCUCGCUCCAUGUUCUGCGAGUUCCUGCCAGAGAGCAGCCUGGAGGAGGAGACCCCUCACACUCUGCUGAUGGAGGAGGUGGAGGAGGGACAGAACUACGAGCUUGUCAUCACCAACGCUUCAGGACUCUUCAGAUACCGCGUCGGAGACAUUGUGAAAGUGGUUGGAUUCCAUAAUCAGUGUCCCAUUGUUGAGUUUCAGUACAGACGGGGCCAGAUGUUGAACGUUCGGGGCGAGAAGGUGUCCGAGGCGUUGUUCCUUCACGCUCUGAAGAAAGCUGUCGCCCAGUGGCCGGGAGCUCAACUGAUCGACUACUGCUGCGCUGAGAGUGGCAUCCUGGGAGAUUCAGCCGGCUGCUCAGAUCCUCACUACAAGGUGUUUGUAGAGCUGAAAGGUGUGAGAAACCUUACAGAGGAGCAGCGUUACAAGCUGGACAUCUGCCUGCAGCAGGACUCGGCCGUCUACAAGUCUUUCCGUACCAAGGGCAGCAUUGGGCCAAUGAGGGUGCAGCUGGUGGCGGACGGUGCGUUCAAGGAGCUCCGUAAGCAGAUGAUGGCUUUCUCAAACACCUCACCCAACACCUUCAAAAUGCAUCGGGUUCUGCGCAGGAAAGAAUUUGCCGAUUUCUUACUGGGAAAAACGGUUUCCUGAAACCUUCUCUUGUGGGGGAGUGAGAUGAAGCUUGUGACUCUCACUGUGGUGAGCGCCGACUGACUGAACGACGGAGUUGGUCAAUUGUGCCUUUGGCAACUGUCAAAAGACAAAAACACAUCAUUAAUUUUUGACUUUUAAAAAUGUUUAUCUGACUGAUCCCCCCCGUCCCCUCACCCCCUCAACCAUAUUAAUAAUUGUAUUAAAGCACAUUUUAAAAACG